AUGUCGUUUUCAUGUUCAAGCGCAAUUAUUGAAUUAGAUGAUGAAUUGUCAUCAUCAUCAUUGGAUAAUGAUUCUAUCAAACUGUCUCGAUCGACAUUUCAACGAAAUACUAUCUUCACUUCAUUAUCAACGAUUUCAAGUCCAAUACUUGUCAAGAAAUCAUCAUCUAAUUCAAACAAACGUUAUUCAUCGAAAUUUAAAAGGACUGAUGAUUCAACAAAAGCCUUAUGUAUCGUUUGCAACGGGAAGUUUUCUAUUCAAAACAGCGGAUUAGGUGAUAUUCAUCGUCAUACUGAAACAAAUAAACACAAACAAAGUACAAAAGCUUCUGAAGCUAAUCGAACAAAAUCACUUGAUGCAACAUUUGGUAUAACAACAACAGAAUUUAAUCGUUUGACUGCUGUUGAAGGAGCUAUGUUCUUUCAUUCGGUUAAACAUUCUCACAGCUACGUUUCUCAAGGUUGCACAAUGGAUAUGAUCAAACAUUGUUUUUCUGAUUCUCACGUUGGAAAGAACAUUAGUUGCAGCAGGACAAAAGCUCGUGAGAUAGCCUGUAACGUACUUGUCCCAUCAUUAACAGAUGAAAUUGUUCGUGAACUACGAGAUGUUUCUUCUUUUUCCAUUUGCUAUGAUGCUUCGAACAAGGGAAAUGCCAAGAUGCUUCCAAUUGCUGUACAGUUCUUCUCGAGAUUUGGCAUUCGACGUGGUAUACUGGAUUUUAUUGAACAAAGUGAGGAAUCAGUCNGUUAG
Molecule: messenger RNA, 750 nt
Organism: Adineta ricciae
Lineage: Eukaryota; Metazoa; Rotifera; Eurotatoria; Adinetida; Adinetidae
Source: the annotation of a GenBank genome assembly